GAGUUCUACAAAUGACCUAUGGAGGGCAGCAACACGCUUUUUCAUGCAAAGUUUGUGGUCAGAAGAAGAACGCCUUCGCACCUGCGCAGUGUGAGUGGAUGUGGCUCAUUGUUGGUGAAGAUGGCUGCGCCCAUAGACCUGGAGCUGAAGAAGGCCUUCUCCGAGCUGCAGGUGAAGAUGAUCGACACGCAGCAGAAGGUGAAGUUGGCCGACCUGCAGAUCGAUCAGCUGACUCGGGUUCAGAAAAUUGCUAAGCUAACUCACACCGAGAUCACCAUGCUGCCCGACAACACGCGGCUGUACGAGGGAGUCGGACGCAUGUUCAUUCUUCAGUCCAAGGAGGAAAUCAACAAUCAGCUGACGGACAGACAUAAAACAGCUGAUGAGAAAAUUAAAGAACUUGAGCAGAAGAAGUUGUACCUUGAACGCAGCGUGAAAGAAGCAGAAGACAACAUCAGAGAGAUGCUGCUGUCCAGGAGAGCUCAGUGAUCGAUCAUCUAUAAUCAAUAUGUCAUGAGUAACAGUGAUACAGUCCUCAAUCAUCUAUGAUCAAUAACACACGUGUAUCCAUGUCAGUAACUGCGUUUGUCAGUUGUUCAUAUUAAAAUGUUGAACUGCAGUCUGUUUCCUGUGUUUGCAUGAAAAAGAAUUGAACAUCAGUUUUUAGAUUAUUUUUGACAAUUUGAUGCUAAAAACAAACUAAAAUAAAAGUGGUUUCUCCAGCAGAGUGUCAGCAAACAUCAUGUCGACAGUCAGGUUUAAGUUUAAAGUUUCAUGUAACCACAGGUGAAUUUCUCCAUUGUGAGAUCAAUAAAGUCUAAAAAUCUCAUCCACAGUGAAUUUCUAAAAUAUAAAUACAAAUGUUAGCAGACACAGACAUUAAGUGAAAUCUUUUAAAAUAUUAAGGAGGAAACAGGUUUUAAUCUUUAUUUUUAACUUUUAAUUAACUGCUCCAUCAUUUCAGCCAGAGCUUUACAGCGUGUGUUCUUCAGAGGGAGGUGAUGUUUGCACAGAUGACCAGCAGGUGGCAGCAAACACCAGACUUCAGUCAAUAAGGCUUCACUAAUCCCAAACUGGGGGGUUCAGGUGUGACAGGCAGCAGGAAAGAGCAGUUGGAAAAAAUAUGGCAACAGAGAAAAUACAGAAUAAAAGCUGACUAUACACACACACACACACACGAGUAUCUAUAUGUAUGUGCGUGUGUGUGUACGUUUUAUAGAAAGUAAACACUGUUUAGCUUCUGAAUGAAUGACUGCAGGUUUACGAACACAAACAUCAAACAAGAUCAUUUGUGUCUGUCAGAACUUAUUUGUUGAAAAUAGAAAUAUUCUGCUGAUUCUUGGUGCUUGUUCUCCAUAUUUACAAUCAUAAAUAAUUAUAAAUUGUAACUAAAGUUUAAAUUAGAACUACUCUAAGCUGUGACACAGAUAAAAAAAGUCCAGAAAUA
Chelmon rostratus (copperband butterflyfish) is the source of this 1447-nucleotide messenger RNA. RefSeq names its product prefoldin subunit 1 (gene pfdn1). The record is from RefSeq and is a predicted model, not a curated record. Gene Ontology annotation, cellular component: prefoldin complex; cytoplasm. Lineage: Eukaryota; Metazoa; Chordata; Actinopteri; Chaetodontiformes; Chaetodontidae. Gene Ontology annotation, biological process: protein folding. Gene Ontology annotation, molecular function: protein folding chaperone. Bases 19 to 489 code for a protein of 156 amino acids. The transcript has 4 exons.